AGUCAACUAUGGCUUCCCUCUCUUAUUGAUAGAGGCGUAUCUUUGACUAAAAAACAAAACUGUGGCUCUGGUAGUUGAAUUGUCCGCUGGAUAUAAAUCACAUUCACGAUGCAGAAGAUCAAGUCGCUUAUGGCCCGGCAGGGUCUGAAAAGCCCCCAGGAAAGCAUGGCAGACCUCAGCCCGGUGGAGAGCUUCAGGAUCCCGAGCAAGGAGGAGAUGCGGGAGCUACGGGAGCAGCCCAUCGAUCCUCAGGCCGAGCAGGAGAUCAUCGACAGCAUCGAGGAGGUCUACUUCUCCAACGACUCCUUUGACAUGGUGCAGCACGAACUGCAGAAACUCCCGCCUGAGCUGAACCUGCAGGAGCUGGAGGAGUACCGAGACAAGCUGAAGAGACAACAGGCAGCGGUUUCUAAAAAGGUCGCUGAUCUCAUCCUGGAGAAACAACCUGCUUAUGUCAAGGAACUGGAGAGGGUAACGGCGUUACAGACCAACCUGCAGCUGGCAGCCGUCAUCUGCACCAAUGCAAGGAGGCAACUCAGUGUUGCAAAAGAGGGAUUCACCGAGGCCAGCCUGGGUCUGUUGGCUAAUCAGAGGAGACGGCAGCUGCUGACAGGCCUGCUCAAAUCACUGAGGACCAUCAAGACCCUGCAAAGGACAGACGUAAGGCUCAGCGAGAUGCUUGAGGAGGAAGACUAUCCAGGUGCAAUCCAGCUCUGUCUGGAAUGUCAAAAGGCUGCCAGCACAUUUAAACACUACAGCUGCAUCAGUGAAUUGAAUUCCAAACUACAAGACACUCUGGAGCAAAUAGAGGAGCAGCUCGAUGUCGCCCUGUCGAAGACUUGUAAGCACUUUGAUGUUUCGCACUACACCAAGGUCCAGCUGGCCUACACACUCCUGGGCAAGACACAGACGGCCAUGGACCAGCUGCACAUGCACUUCACCCAAGCCAUCCACAACACAGUGUUCCAAGUGGUGCUGGGAUAUGUAGAGCUGUGUGCCGGCAAUGCUGAUACCAAGUUCCAAAAAAUGCAGUACAAGGAUCUGUGCACGCAUAUCACACUGGACAGCUACAUUCCCUGCUUGACAGAUCUGUGCAAAGCAUUGUGGGAGGUGAUGUUAAGUUACCACCGUACGAUGCAGUGGCAUGAGGAGCACGACAAAGAGGAGACGGCGCCCCCUCCAGAUGAUGCAGCAGCAGCAGUUUCUGAUGAGCUGGUGGUGGAUCGCAGCUACGUAAAGAAGAAACUGGAGCAUGGACUGACUCGGAUCUGGCAGGAUGUCCAGUUGAAAGUGAAGGCCUACAUCCUGGGUACCGACAUGUCAAACUUCAAAUACGACGAUUUCAUUGUUGUCCUGGACGUCAUCAGCAGGUUGAUGCAGGUGGGGGAGGAAUUCUGUGGCAGCAAGUCUGAGGUCCUACAGGAAUCCAUCAAACGCCAGAGUGUCAACUACUUUAAAAACUACCACAGGGCAAGACUGGAGGAGCUGCGGAUGUUUCUGGAAAAUGAGACAUGGGAGCUCUGUCCGGUGAAGUCCAACUUCAACAUCGCCCAGCUCCAUGAGUUUAGGUUUAUGGGCCAGUGUCGUUCUCCGUCCGUCUCCCCGAGCAGACAGGCCGUGUCGUCCAACAGCCUCGUCCAGGAGGAGCUGUCGUUAUUCCAGCAGUACCUGCAGGAGGGAAACCCCUUUGAAAUGCACAUCGAACACAAAGAGGAGGAGACGGAGGAUGUGCUGGCAUCCAAUGGGUACGAGUCUGACGAACUGGAGAAGAGUGUGUACCAGGAUUACGACAGCGAUAGCGACGUCCCCGAAGAGCUUAAGCAGGACUAUGUGGAUGAGCAGACGGGUGAUGCUCCACUUAAAAGCGUUUCCCGAGAGACCAUAAGAAGCAAGAAGAAGUCCGAUUACAACCUGAAUAAGACCAACGCGCCGAUCCUCACCAACACCACCCUCAACGUCAUUCGACUUGUUGGGAAAUACAUGCAGAUGAUGAACAUCCUGAAGCCAAUCGCCUUUGACGUCAUCCACUGUGUAUCGCAGCUCUUUGACUACUACCUGUACGCUGUGUACACCUUCUUCGGACGCAAUGACCUGUAUGAGUCAUCGGGUCUGGGCCUUAUCAGCAGCAGACUGAGAACCACAUUGAACCGGAUCCAGGAAAGCCUCAUUGACAUGGAGGCGGUGGGGGAAAGUGUAGGAGUCCACGGCCCUGCAGAAGACAGGAAGGAGAAGGUGCCCAGUCCCCAUCUCAGCCAACUGGUGGUUCUCACUAACAGUGGAACUCUUUAUGGUCUGGCACAGAGGGUUGUUGCCACUGAGUCUCUAGUGUUUUUGGCUGAACAGUUUGAGUCCCUUCAGUCCCACCUGGACACAAUGAUGCCUGCAGCUAAGAAGCCCUUCCUGCAACAGUUUUAUUCCCAGACGGUGUCAACAGCCAGUGAGCUGCGGAAGCCAAUAUAUUGGAUUGUGGCAGCCAAGGCCAUUGAUUAUGAACAGAUGUUGCUUAUGAUGGCUGGUGUUAAAUGGGACAUAAGAGAAAUUAUGUCACAGCACAAUGUGUACGUGGACGUCCUGUUGAAGGAGUUUGAGCAGUUUAACAAGCGCCUGGGUGAUGUUUCCCGACAUGUGCGCAUUCCACUGCCUGUGUCCAAUGUCCUGUGGGAACACUGCAUCCGCCUGGCCAACAGGACUCUAGUAGAGGGUUACGCCAAUGUGAAAAAAUGCAGCAACGAAGGCCGGGCCCUGAUGCAGCUGGACUUCCAACAGUUCCUGAUGAAGCUGGAGAAGCUGACGGACCUGCGGCCCAUCCCCGAUAAGGAGUUUGUGGAGACCUACAUCAAAGCCUACUACCUGACGGAGAACGACAUGGAGCAGUUCAUCAAAAACCAUAGGGAGUACUCCAUGAAGCAGCUCGCCAACUUGGUCAACGUUUGCCUGGGUUCGCACAUCAACAAGAAGGCUCGUCAGAAACUUCUAGCGGCCAUCGACGACAUCGACCGACCCAAGAGAUAGACCGAUCCGCAGAGCACGUCCCAGCGCAUAGACCAGGCCGCAUAUACGGACACUCCUGCUGAAUUUAAAAAAAAAAACAA
Sphaeramia orbicularis (orbiculate cardinalfish) is the source of this 3092-nucleotide messenger RNA. It is a transcript of the gene vps50, whose product is annotated as VPS50 subunit of EARP/GARPII complex. Lineage: Eukaryota; Metazoa; Chordata; Actinopteri; Kurtiformes; Apogonidae. Bases 109 to 3012 code for a protein of 967 amino acids. Gene Ontology annotation, biological process: endocytic recycling; retrograde transport, endosome to Golgi. The transcript has 28 exons. Gene Ontology annotation, cellular component: EARP complex. The record is from RefSeq and is a predicted model, not a curated record. Gene Ontology annotation, molecular function: SNARE binding.